AUGAAGAAUGAGGCAAAGAUGCUGAAGUCGCGACUAAUGGGUGAGCUUCUCGAGUUUCAUUCGAGAAGCGUCAUUUCUCAUUCCGUUUCACCAUGUCGCGACUUGAAGAAGAAAUUCGAAGCUCAAUAUGCAUUAUUUAACGAGGAAUUAUGUCAUGUGUUCGAAGCUGAGGUUCGCUGAAUGGCUUCAGGAAGAUCCGUAAGUAGCAGGAUGUUCCGGACUCUUCAUGGAUUGAUAGCGAUGUCCUAUACCGGAAUCGCUGAGAAAACUGGUGAUGUGCGGAUAAAGGACAUGAGAGGG
Thelazia callipaeda (thelaziosis nematode) is the source of this 300-nucleotide messenger RNA. The record is from the annotation of a GenBank genome assembly. Lineage: Eukaryota; Metazoa; Nematoda; Chromadorea; Rhabditida; Thelaziidae.